UUCCCUCCUUUUCCUUUGCGCCAUUACUUCAAAAUUCUAUGUUCCAAAACCCUCUCUUCUUCGAGUUCUUCCACCUUCCCUUUGCCCACAAUUCAAUUUCAUCUUCACUGAUUCUUGUUGCUCCGCCCUCAUGCCCCUCACCAACGACGCCGCCCACUGCCGUCACCACUCAUCUCAAUUCCAAAUACCUACUAACAUCGGCGAUGAAGACGAUUUUCUUCCUUCUACCCAGACACUCCUCUCCACGCGGUCGCAAAAACCCCUCGCGACCUCCGACUUAUCCCUCCACAUUCCCACUAUCAAGAGGCCGAGGCGUUCUACUCCGAUGGCCACCGGUAAGGAAAAUGUUCCCUCUAUAACACAUCGCGACGUUGGAUUUAAGCGCCAAAAAAAUGGCGCUGUUGCUUUGGAUGAUGGUGAGGUAUUCGGAGCUUCGGAUAUUGAUUUGGGUUGUAGUUUGGAUUUGAUACAGCCGAGCAUUGUUGGCUGCAGUUACGAAACUCAUGAUGUAAACUCGGGAGAGGAGAUAGUUGAUGGGGAUGAUGAUUUUUCUGGUGCGACCGAUGAAUGUAAAGGGUCGAAGGAAAAGGGGGGCUACCUGGUCAAUUCGAUUGAAUCUAGGUUAGUGAAUUCGAGAGUAGAUUGUGAUGUUGGGGUCAGUGGCAGUGGAGAUGACAAGGUGAGCGGUGAUGGUUUUGAGUCGGAUACAGAGCUAGACUUGUUGCUCAAUCUGCAUUCAGAACUGGAUGAGGAAGAUGGUAUUAAUGGAGAGGGAUUUGGAAUAGAGGCAACAGAUUUUCUGGUGGAUGAAGAAGGUUUGAUUCAAUGUCCUCUUUGUGGGGUUGAUAUUUCUGAUCUUAGUGACGAGCAACGUCUUGUUCAUACCAAUGAUUGUAUUGACAAAGUGGACGCCCAAGCUCAAAAUGCUGCUCUCACCCAUGAUAAAAAGCAAACUUCAGGUUCUCGACAGUCUGAUAAUAAUUCCAAAUUUUCAACUGUUCUCAAAUGGUUGCAUGAUCUUGAUUUAUCGAAAUAUGAAGACCUUUUUGUUAGGGAGGAGAUCGAUUGGGACACGUUACAGUGGUUGACAGAUGAGGAUCUCAAUAAUAUGGGUAUUACUGCACUUGGCCCCCGAAGGAAGAUCACACAUGCUCUCUCUGAACUCAGAAAAGAAUCUUCUACGGUUGAAACUUCCACGAAUUCACUUGCCUCUUCUAGUACUGGGCAACAGAGUAACAAUGGUUCAGAUGGGCGUGAAGGAUCAACCAAUGGAACUAAUAAAACACCUCCGAAUAAGUUGAUCACAGAUUAUUUCCCAGGCUUUGCCACUAAUAAAAAUAAUCCAUGCGGCAUCUCUAGUGGUCAGAAGGAUGUGGGGAAAAAAAUACCCGGUUCUCUUAACAAAGGUAAAACUGCAAAAAGAAAUGUAAGAAAUGGAAAGCUUGGGAAUGUUCCAGUCUGGAGUUGUAUACCAGGGACGCCAUUUAGAGUGGAUGCUUUUCGACAUCUUAGAGGAGAUUGUUUCCAUUGGUUUCUUACCCACUUUCAUAUGGAUCAUUAUCAAGGUUUGACGAAGUCAUUUUGUCAUGGAAUGAUUUAUUGUUCACCUAUAACAGCAAAGCUAGUAAACAUGAAGAUUGGAAUUCCAUGGGAAAGGUUACAAGUUUUACCUCUCGACCAAAAGAUAAACAUUGCGGGAGUAGAUGUAACCUGUUUUGAUGCUAAUCAUUGCCCUGGUUCAAUAAUCAUACUCUUUGAACCACCCAAUGGUAAGGCUGUUUUACAUACGGGGGAUUUCCGAUUUUGUGAGCAAAUGGGAAGCUUGUCGGUUUUUCAAACAUGUCGUAUCCAUACCCUGAUCCUUGAUACCACUUAUUGUGAUCCACAGUAUGAUUUUCCAAAGCAGGAGACCGUUAUACAAUUUGUAAUUGAUGCCAUUCAAGCUGAAGCUUUCAACCCUAAAACUCUUUUCCUGAUUGGAUGUUAUACAAUCGGGAAGGAACGGCUUUUUCUGGAAGUUGCUCGUGUCCUGCGCAAGAAGGUCUAUGUAACUGCGUCAAAGUUAAGGAUUUUGAAAUGCUUGGGGUUCUCAGCGGAGGACAUGAAGUGGUUUACAGUGAAUGAGCGGGAAAGCCACAUACAUGUUGUACCUUUGUGGACACUUGCAAGCUUCAAACGACUGAAGCAUGUAUCGACUCAAUAUGCAGAUCGAUUCAGUCUUAUAGUUGCUUUCUCUCCAACCGGCUGGGCGCUUUCAAAAGGAAAGAAGAAAUCCCCUGGGAGAAGGUGGCAGCAAGGUACAAUUAUAAGAUAUGAAGUGCCAUAUAGUGAGCAUAGCAGCUUCUCAGAACUCAAGGAUUUUGUAAAGCUCGUAUCUCCAGUAAACAUAAUACCAAGUGUGAAUAAUCAUGGACCUGACUCGGCCCGUGCCAUGACCUCGCUAUUGUCAUCUUGAUUCGCGGACCACACUCCUACUUGAUGGGUACGAUAAAACUCUUUUGGCUCUUGCUCUAUCAAAUCUGCAGAUUUCACCCAUUUUAUAUAAUCGUCUUAUAUUAUUAUUAGUAAACUACUUGUAUUGCUUAACCAUGCCAAUAUUGUUGGGUCCUAGUGGUCGUAAUUGUAUCUGAAAUGCAUCCAAAGGUCACUAAUGUCUUGAUUUGAGGUAUGUCUAGAUCGACUCGUAUAUUUAUUUAUAUAUAGUAGUUUAGAACCCUAGAAAAGAAAAAGAGAAAAGAGGAAAUCAAUUACUUCUGAUGUACUUUGAAUAUUCUGUGUCACAAUGAAAAUUAUAAAUGCUCUAUAAUGUAAUCAUGUAUUGUAUUCAUUUUUCAUUUGAUCUAAUUUUUGGCAUCUCUUGGUUUAUUAUAUUGUUUACAAGUUAGUAUA
Cucumis melo (muskmelon) is the source of this 2889-nucleotide messenger RNA. Its product is annotated as DNA cross-link repair protein SNM1. The transcript is spliced from 10 exons. Gene Ontology annotation, biological process: protection from non-homologous end joining at telomere; interstrand cross-link repair; double-strand break repair via nonhomologous end joining. Gene Ontology annotation, molecular function: protein binding; damaged DNA binding; 5'-3' DNA exonuclease activity. NCBI's taxonomy places the organism in Eukaryota, Viridiplantae, Streptophyta, Magnoliopsida, Cucurbitales, Cucurbitaceae. The coding region runs from base 131 to 2455 and encodes 774 amino acids. The record is from RefSeq and is a predicted model, not a curated record.